Messenger RNA from Catharus ustulatus (Swainson's thrush), 4342 nucleotides. Its product is annotated as KIAA0753 ortholog. Lineage: Eukaryota; Metazoa; Chordata; Aves; Passeriformes; Turdidae. The transcript has 14 exons. Gene Ontology annotation, biological process: centriole replication; protein localization to centrosome. Gene Ontology annotation, cellular component: centriolar satellite. The record is from RefSeq and is a predicted model, not a curated record. Bases 764 to 3331 code for a protein of 855 amino acids.
GAGAUGGGACCGAGCAAGACAGCGGUGUCUGAGGAUGGGUUUGCAUUCACCACCCAGCGAUACAGGAAUGAAGCUAAAGUUUUACAAACACAGGUACCGUUUGCCGUCUGUAGGGAUGCUGAAUUGGUUUGCUUUGUGAUUGUAUCAAAAAGAUGAUUCUGACCCACUUCAUGAGACAGCCCGGCAGAGAGUGUGCUAUUUGCUUUCCUUGUGCUGCCACACAUUAUCUCGACACUGUCCUUUAGUAAGGGUAGAGAUCACAAACUCUAUGUGUAAUUAUUUUAAUUGUCUGUUGUGGUUUAGUCACAGUAGGCAGUUGAGCAUGCAGUCACUUGCUCACUCUCUCCCAGUUGGGAUGGGGAAGAGAACUGGAAGGUGAAAAGUGUGGAAAGUUAUGGGUUGCAAUAAGGGAAGGUUAAAUGAGAAAGCAAAUGUUUUCCUGUUUGUGCACAAAUAAAGCAAAAUAAGGAAUUCAUUCUCUACAUCCCAUCAGCAGGCAGGAGUUCAGCCAUUUUCACCACUUCAGCACAUAUAACAGUGACUUAGGAAGACAAAUGCUGCCACCAGUCUCCCCUUUCUCCUUCUUCCUAGCAGCUUUUACUGCUGAGCAUGAUGCCACGGGGGGUGUAAUAUCCCUUUUGUCAGCUGGGAUCAGCCAUCCAGUUGUUUCCUCUCUAACUUCUUGCCCACCCCCAGGCUUCUCAGUGGUGAGCAGGUGAGGAGCAGAAAAGGCCUUGACCUCUGUGAGCACUGCUUAGCAAGAAUGAAAACAUUAGCACUAUGUUCAGCACAAAUCCAGUAUGACAGAGUUGCAUCACCUGUGUAUAGUGUUCUUUAUAACACUGGGGUUUUUUUAUGCUUUGGACAGCUCCAGUUUAAUAGAAAUGCUCCUGCAGUUCCAGAGAACUUGGCUCUCAGAUUCUCUCACCCCCGUCCAAUUAUAAUAGAAAAACUGAAGGCAUCCAGUGAUCAGAGAAAUCUAGUUGGAAGUGAGGACCCCAGCCUGAGAAGCUCUGGGUUGUUCUCAGUGGUAUCUGAAGAGAGACUGAAAUUGGCCAUUCAGCUGGCAAAAAGGGACAUCAAACAAAGACGUCUCAAAGAACAAGUAAAACAGCAGCUAUUUGGAGAUGUGGUCAGUACACCGUUGCAGACCCAGAAAUCACAACAGCAGAAGACUGAAGUAUUUGCAAGUCAAGAAAAUAAAAGUGCCCUGAAGUCUCAGACUCGCUUGACAUGUCAGCAGAGGCUCAACCAAGGGGUGUCUGCCAGCUCUGACACGAAUGUUUGUCUCUGUGUAGUUAAGGAAGGAAAGCCAAUACCAGCUGUUUUGGACUCUCCACCCACCCAUGACACAGCACCAGACCCCAAGCCACAUUUAAAUAAAAAAGAACAUCAAAAUAUGCAGGAAGUCCAGCGUCUGCAAAAAGAAUUGAGGAGUUAUGUUCAGAAAAUUGAAGAAAUUAUUAAAAAAGGGAGAGACAGAGAACUAGAUCCUGAAAAUGAAGAGCGGCUUUGCACUAGGAGACAGCAACAAGCUGCACGGUCAGCUCGGAUGCUGUAUGUGCUCCAGCAGCAGGUAAAAGAAAUUCAGGGUGAUUUAGAGAAACUGAGUCCUCAUACAAUCAAACAUACUAAAAAGUCUCGAGCAGUGUCCAGGCUGGCAGCAGCACACAGAGGAGCUGUACGAACCUUGCAGGCAUUUGCCAAUCAGUUUACAGAUCAAAGAGAUGAGCAGAUUCCUGCCCACUACAAGGAACUGGGCAAUCUCAUUCGUCAGCUGUCUCUCUGCUCCGCCAAACUAGAAGGGGAUUCUUCAAUUUCUGAAAUUAUCAUAGAUAUUUUGCUGCAAGUUGAGGAUCUGAAUUCACUGCUGGAAAACAAGCAAACACCAAAAACAGUGAAGAAAUGUAUUUCAGCUUCUCAGGCCAAAUCUCAAAGGAACAGUGAGACAUUUCCUGCCAGAAAGCACCUUCUAUCUCCAAAAGGAGAAAACAAACCUCUCACCUUAAAGGGACAGCAUGGACAAGAGUCUAAAAAACAUCCGUGUGUCAGGAGUCUCUUGACUGCAGUUCAGCAGGCAAACAACUGUGCUCAUAUAUUGGACAAUAAAUACCAAGAAGAAAGUGGCCCACCUACUUCAGAGAGAAAUACCACUUUGCAAGGAAGCACAGAUGUACUGGUGAGAGGUAGAGCUGUAAAAGAGUCUGUCCUUGAAAGUGGUGCUUUGAAGAAGAAAGUUAUGUUAUUGCCUGCAAAACCACAGAGAAUGCUGAAAUCUUUGAAGUCCAGACGGGCACACCCUCCAGGAAAGCACGCCCGAUUUCAAGAGCCAACUAUAGCUUUCCAACUAAAAGAGAACAAACGAGCUAUCAAGGAGAGCAAAAUGCCUUGUGUGCCUUCAAAGCCUCUACCUGGGUGUGUUUCACCUAAGCGGCUAGCAAGGCUUGAAGCAAAAAAUUCAAGAGGAGUGAAGGUUCUAACUGACCUUUGCAGAGGAGAAAUGGAAAAAAUACAAAAGUUAAGGUCACAAACUGUUUCUCCAGUCCAGUGUGUAGACAAAGCUGGGAAGGAGGUACAGAAGUGGUCAGCACCUCUGUUAGACAGGACACAGCUGGUUGCAACAAAUGCAGAUAUUCUGAGUGAAAAGCUAUUGGAUGAUCUUUUGGAAGAUACUGCUCAGGAACUGUGGAGCAUGGAUCAACAUGAGAGACUCCAGACCGAGGCCCUGCCUGUGGCUGACACUCAUAGCCUGGAGUCAAUGUUGCAAAGAAUGGAAGAAAUUGAAAUGUACCAGGAGGCUGUCCGCAGGAGAGUCACCCAGAUUGUCUACAGUGACUCCCAGUUCUGGCCCCAGGAAGACAAAAUGGAACUACAAAUGGCAUCAACAGCUGAAAAACUUACAUCUCCUCAUCCAGUUCAGAUAACCAAAUUAAUCAGACACACAGAGCUGGAAACAGACAUUUUAUUUGAAAAACCUUUUGACAGCACUGAUAUUGAUGAAAAUAAAGAAGCAGAGGAGAAAUUGCAGACUGGAAAUGACAUUGUGCAGCCCUUGCCUCUGAAUUCUCUACAGAAAGUGUAUUCUGUGUCACUCUCUGUGCCGAGUGAUGUGCUCCAGAGCAUCUUGGAUUAUAACAGCAGAUACAAGCAUCAUUUAAAGCUUAUUUCCCAUGAGGCGGUGGGCAGUUUUGAUCCAUGGCAGAUUGCUGAGAGUGUUUCAGAGCAACUGACAGAAGAAGCCCUGUGUGACGUGGCAGCAGAGCUGCAGGAUGUUUGUGAGGACUACGCAGAAGCUGUAUUCACGUCAGAGUUUUUGAAGCCAGUGCAGUGAAUUCUUUCCCACCUGCCCUAUCAACAUCAGCCUCAGCCUGACAAUCUGUGAAAUUUUCUGCACUGGAUCUCCAUCAAAGAUUCGUCUUAGGUUUUUUAUAAAACCAUUAUAAUAAUGUUUUCUUUUUCAGAAAGGACUUCCUUUACUUUUCCUUUUAUUGUCUAACCACCUUAGCACAUGCUGCACUGGGGUGAGUUCUUUUGGAGAAGUGGCAAUCCAGUGAAGGAUUCUCGUGGCACAGCACAAAUAGAUGCAAGCCACGGGCUGUAGUUGCAGGCUUGCUUGGGUUCUUGCUAUUGGCUUCAGAAUGGAGUUCCUGAGUACCUCUAGUACGUAAUGCACAGGCAAAACAAGACCUUCAAUAGAAGCACAUGAUAAAGAUCAUACUUUCUUUUCCUUAAACUACUCUAAAAUGUUGCAUUUUUAUCAGCAUUUAAUGAUUUCAACCCCACAUUCCUUUCUCUUAAGAAUCCCAUUGAAAUCAAAGACAUCAAAAUAAAUGAGCAAUUGGCAUUUCUGCAAUAUCAACUUAUUUCAAGUAAUGAAGGUACUAGUUUGGGUUAUAUCUGGAAUCAGAGUAAUGAGUAAUAAUAAUUUAUGUAGUGUAGUAGGAAAAAAAUUCAAUCCUUGAGGUAACCCAAAGAACAAUGUGACAAUCCUUUGUCAAUUUUUUUCUUCAAUAUUGUUCAAUCUAUAACACAUUCAUUUUUAGUUUUCUAAGAUUAUUUUUAUUUCCUCUAAUUAGAACAUAUAUUUUUUAAAUAAUUUUGCUUCUAUUGAAGCCUGGUUUACUAUUUCAGUCAUCUUCAAAUUUUCAUCAAAUGUAAUGAUGUAAAUGCUACUGCUGAAAUGGGACUUUGCUGAUCCGUGAUUUCUGUAAUUUAAAACAGCUGAUUUUUAAAAUUAUAAGUAAAACAUAUUAAAGCAGUAGUGUUGCUAUGGGUACAUAUGUGUGUGAAAGUAUUGCGAAGAUGUUUUAUUUUUUAAUAAACAAUACUUAUUAUCAUUGAA